Cyprinodon tularosa is the source of this 1320-nucleotide messenger RNA. It is a transcript of the gene rsph9, whose product is annotated as radial spoke head component 9. The transcript is spliced from 5 exons. The coding region runs from base 136 to 963 and encodes 275 amino acids. Lineage: Eukaryota; Metazoa; Chordata; Actinopteri; Cyprinodontiformes; Cyprinodontidae. The record is from RefSeq and is a predicted model, not a curated record. Gene Ontology annotation, cellular component: radial spoke; axoneme. Gene Ontology annotation, biological process: motile cilium assembly; axoneme assembly; cilium movement involved in cell motility.
UGUUUUGUUGUCAGUAGCAACCAAAAUAACGCCCGGAGAGUGUCCGUUUUAACUAGCUUGUAUGCUGGUUUGGUUCAUUUUAUUUAAGAUUUUUUUUUAUAAAGUCCAGGUGCCGCUGUGCGCAGCAGUGGGUCAAUGGAUUCUUGUUCUCUCUACUAUUCUCUGGACCUCGUUGCCAGCAGCGGACAUGUUCUAACUGUUGAGCAGAGAAUCGCUCUUCAAACGUCCCUGUUGAUCCUGAAGAAAAAGUACAAGUUCCAACGGGUCAUGUUAUGGGGCAAAAUAUUGGGAAUACAGGAGAACUACUUCAUAGCUCAAGGGAGAGGUGAAUCUGAAAUAAAGGAUCGGAAAUAUCUGUACAGCCUCGACUGCAUGGAAUGGUUCCUUCUUCCCAUGGUCACUGAGUCUAUGAUUGAAGAAGUGUCCAAAGCGGUCAGGGGUCAUUUCAUAGGAGAACCCUCUUUUGUGUAUGAACAGAUCCACAGCCAUGGAGGUGGAGAAGAGGCUGCAGAGGGGGAGGAGGUGAUCAGGGUGAAUGAGGAGAAGAGGCUGGCAGUGACUGUUCAUCUUAUUGAUGAAGACGUGUCUGUGGUACCCAGAGGCGCCUUCAUCAGAAAUCCACUUGGUCAUGUCCAGAUGAACCGCAGCUUUGAAGGUCUUUCUGAAUCAGAAGCGAGGAGGCUUGAGAAUUAUCUACACUUCCGUGAAUGGAAGACGGGAAACAAGAAAUCCAUCACAGAUAUGUGGGAAUGGAGUCCAGCCAUCGAUUUUCUGGAUGCCCUCAGUGAUGACAUUCCUAAAGGAUCGUGGAGUCUUCAGUUUGAGUGUGCCAGCAGAGUGUGUGUUCUGCGCAGCCUCCUGUGGCCUGGACUCACUUUCUACCAUGUGCCCAUGACGCCACAGCAUGGAUACAUCUACAUUGGCUUCGGAAUGAAAAACAUUGACCUUCCUUUCAAGCUGUAAAAGAAUGAAUGAUUUCCUAUGGCUGCAUUUUUAUUUAAACUAACUUUUUCAUUUUCUUGUCUUAAGAGUAACUAUAAUCAGUUAACAAUGAGCUCUGUUCCCUUAAAAAAAAAAAAAAAAAGCUAUUGCUUCACAGUAAACACGAGGGGAGAGAGAGUAAACAUUGACAUUUUAUUUAAACAUCUGUUUUGUGUCAAGUUUGCACAGUCAACAUACCACCUACUUUGAAAGUGUAACACGGACCCCAGUGGUUGGUGACAUGAAGUUGUUGUAGAAUGUUUUGAUAGUUAGAUAAGAUGGUUCAGGGUGGGGCUGGAUAUGACUCAAUAAAGGUCUGAUGCAGAUGAAUAAACAAAA